AUGUAUUCAAUGAUAUCAUAUGACACAUUUCAAAGGCGUCUAGCGAAAAUGGACAAGACUCAGGAGGUAUAUCAUUUCGAAUCGUGUUACCAUAAUAUGACUAUUCUUGAUUGUACUUUCAAACACUUCACAAAAAUUCAUCUUUUCGAAUUAGUUGCCCUAUUUUAUCAGACUACAUUACCAGACCAUAUUGAUUUCACCCAAAAGUAUCUAACUAUCUACAAUCAUACCGCAGUUUACAUAUUCCCAAGAUGUCCAGGCUAUGACUUUGCUCCUGAACAUGAGAAUCUCAAAUUGAUUAGGAUCGACGACCUUUAUGCACACAGAUAUUUAUCUCAUUUACAAAAACAUUCUCACGCCGAGGAUGCGAGCUCUCAUCCUGAGAGUAAGUCGAAGCACUCGCAUCUUGGGGGUUCAAGAAUGAAGAAGGAAUCCACUCGAUUGUUGAGAAAGUUCGAUGAAUGGAAAAAGCUCGUCCGUACAAAAUUCAAGGGAACGUUCUUGGCCGCUGCCAAUUUUGAAAAAGAUUGGUUUCGGUAUGCAUUCACGUCAAGAAUACCAUUCUUUACCGGUGAAUGA
Messenger RNA from Lodderomyces parapsilosis, 579 nucleotides. RefSeq lists its product as uncharacterized. The coding region runs from base 1 to 579 and encodes 192 amino acids. The record is from RefSeq and is a predicted model, not a curated record. The transcript has a single exon. NCBI's taxonomy places the organism in Eukaryota, Fungi, Ascomycota, Pichiomycetes, Serinales, Debaryomycetaceae.